Molecule: messenger RNA, 402 nt
Organism: Lampris incognitus (smalleye Pacific opah)
Lineage: Eukaryota; Metazoa; Chordata; Actinopteri; Lampriformes; Lampridae
Gene: npffl
Product: neuropeptide FF-amide peptide precursor like
Exons: 3
Coding region: 1-402 (133 amino acids)
Molecular function (GO): neuropeptide hormone activity
Source: RefSeq, a predicted model, not a curated record
AUGGUCACGACGGCGGUGGGGACUCUGCUGACUCUUCUUGUGGCCAUGGCUGGCGUCAGCCAGGCUCUUCGGGGGCCGAGAAGUCCGGGGGCCGCCGACAACACUGACGGUGUCGACGUCCUGGCCGGCGCCUCGUCGGAGAACACGGCCGACCGCCUGCUGAGCCUGAGUGACAGCUUAGAUAAUGGGGUGGAUGAUCAUCUGCUGAUCUCAGUGUUGAGAUCUCUGCUGCUGGGAUCUCAAAGAGACACCAGAAACUCUGUUCUCCAUCAGCCACAGAGAUUUGGCCGUGAGUCUCAGGGACAGAUAACGGCUGAGGAACGGAUACAGUCACGUGACUGGGAAACGGCUCCGGGCCAAAUCUGGAGUAUGGCCGUGCCACAGAGAUUUGGCAGGAAAUAG